Messenger RNA from Oncorhynchus mykiss (rainbow trout), 1959 nucleotides. RefSeq names its product dehydrogenase/reductase SDR family member 11. Lineage: Eukaryota; Metazoa; Chordata; Actinopteri; Salmoniformes; Salmonidae. The record is from RefSeq and is a predicted model, not a curated record.
UUUAAACCCGAGCGCAGGGUUUCCGCACUGUGCUUUUUCCUGGAUGCUACGAAAACAAUAUAAGGGAGGGUUGACUCGUGUAACAGACCGCCCCAUAUAAACAAGUAACUGUUAUGUCUAUUGUGACUGUUCAACAGACAUAGGUAAACGAAAUCUGUCGUUUUACUACGACAGUUUUGAAAACUAGCUAGCUAGUCUUUGUAAUAGCCAAAUAAUCAAUUGAAAUGGAGCGGUGGAAAGGCAGAGUAGCUCUCGUGACUGGAGCCUCGGUCGGGAUUGGAGCGGCUGUUGCACGGGCACUUGUCCAACACGGCAUGAAGGUUGUGGGAUGUGCCAGGAAUGUUGACAAGAUAGAGAAGCUGGCAGCAGAGUGCCAGAGUGCGGGCUACAACGGUACGCUGAUCCCCUAUAAGUGUGACCUGUCCUGUGAGGAGGACAUCCUGUCCAUGUUCUCUGCCAUCAAGACGCUGCACCAGGGGGUGGACGUGUGUAUCAACAAUGCAGGCCUGGCCCACAAUGAACCCCUGCUCAGUGGCAAGACAGACAGCUGGAGGAACAUGAUCGACGUGAAUGUCCUGGCCUUGUCUAUUUGUACACGUGAGGCCUACCAGUCAAUGAAAGAGCGGAAUGUGGACGAUGGCCACAUCAUCAAUAUUAACAGUAUGGGGGGACAUAGAAUGGUACCUAGUGCAGAUGAACAUUUCUACUGUGCCACAAAAUAUGCUGUGACUGCUCUAACCGAGGGGCUGCGGCAAGAGCUACGGGAAGCAAAGACCCACAUCAGAGCCACGUGUAUAUCCCCUGGAAUAGUGGAGACUGAGUUUGCCUUCCGGCACCACAACAGCGAUCCAGAGAAAGCAGCUGCUGUGUAUGAGAGUAUAAAAUGUUUGAAAGCACAAGACAUAGCCAGUGCAGUCACAUACAUUCUGGGCGCCCCGCCUCAUGUCCAGAUCGGAGAUGUGCAGAUGAGGCCGGUGGAACAGAUGUCAUAGCAACAGAGCAGGAAGUUAAGCAACUGGAGGAGCCGAUAGAGCCAGACAGCAAGCGCCAUUGUGACGACUCCUUAGCGACCUCUGCUGGGCAACGACAAAAACAAACAAACUAGUGUUCAACUGGAUUUGGACUGAAGGGAUCGGUUUGAGGAGGUGUGGAGGAGGCUGUGUAUGGUGGAGUGAUAUCUGGGCUGGAGAUUAGAGGAUGGGCAGGUACUCUUAACCACUACUGAAUUACUGUGAGUGCUGCUACAACAUGGGCUUUGGUUUAUUGCUCUAGCAGCCUUGUUUCAAAAUGAAGCCACAUCAAACUUAGGAGAAGAGAAGAGGGUUGCUGCUCCUGUGCGUCAUCUAUUCUACAUGACCAUCCUGACUGACUGACAGAAGGACCGACCGAGGGAGGGGGGGAGGGAAGAGUAUGCCAUCAAUUGCACAUGAAUUUUUUUUUUUGUAGGUAAUAUUACAUAUAUGUUUAAAAUAAUGGAACAAAACACUGCUAUUUGUAUUAUUUUUUAUAUAAAUAUUUUUAUUUUGAUUAUUGGUACAUUUGGAUAAUAUGCUGUACCCUCUAACCAUAGACACUCGAUCCAUUUGUACUAUUUUGACGUGUUUUUAAUAACAAGCAGAUUUGGUUAGCCUGUUAAGUAUCAAGUACGUCCCGCUUGUUUUUCAAAACCUAUGUCAACCAUCACCAAUCAGCAAAUGUGUAUAAGGGACAGUCAAGCAUGAUUACGCAACCAUCACUUAUGACCAAGUGUAUUUCCCCACUCCAUAAAUCAACCAUAUGAGAUAGGCCUAGAUUCAAUCAGAUCAAUUGUUAAGCGGCAAUUGCCGACAUGUGCAUAGCUGAUGUUUUGGCGGUGUUGGAGUUGUCAAAAUCGGUGAGCAGCUGCUCUUUGUCAUUUUUUUAUUUUAUUUUUUUUCUAAAUUUUUCUCCCCAAUUUCGUAGUAUCCAAUCAUUUAGUAG